Molecule: messenger RNA, 432 nt
Organism: Auanema sp. JU1783
Lineage: Eukaryota; Metazoa; Nematoda; Chromadorea; Rhabditida; Rhabditidae
Source: the annotation of a GenBank genome assembly
AUGACUGACGAUAUUGCUGAUGUUUUUCAUUUUUAUGAUAAUAAAGGAGACAAACGAAUUUCAGCUUCACAAAUUCCCAUAUGUCUUCGUUCUUUGGAAUUGAAACCGACGGAAGCCAUGAUUGAGCAAUUAACAGUUGCAUGGAAAGAUAAACCAGAAAGCAGAAUAACAAUGGAAGAAUUCAUUCCAAUCUAUAAUGAUCUUCGUGAUAAGUGUGGCCAAUCAACAUCCUCUGAAACGCUGACGAAUUUGCUUUCGUUAUAUGAUCGUGACAGUACGGGAAGCAUUACGUUAGCUGAUUUAUCGCUUAUGCUCCAAAACACAGGUGAAAAGAUGAGUUCUGCUGACGUCGACGAUAUACUCUCUGGACUGGAUAUGUCAGAAGGCAAAAUAGCUAUAAGCGAUAUCGUUCGUCUACUUGUUUCAGUAUGA